ACCUGCUUUACCGAUCGACAAUGACAGCGAGGCGGACGAUAGCGCUUUUGAAUUCUCGCCGCGACGUCGCGCCACCGUAUCGAGCCGUGGUCGAUGCGCGGUGCGGUUGCGCGGGCAGGAGACGCCAUAUUGAGAGAGGGUGUUGCGAGUGUCGAUGUCGACCGAAUGUGCGAGCUGCGGUGUUUACGCGGUUCCGGGUUGAAGGUUCCGUGAUACGGGUUGCGCAUCGAUUCCGUGGCCGUUGCCUUGGUGCACGGUGCGUCGUGACACUUCGUGACGCGCGCGUGCCAUCCGAGAGACCGGGCGUAGCGGCCGCUGUCAUGAGCGGUAGCGACGGCGAGGACGGUCGACGCGAGAAGAGCACCGCCACCACCACCACCACCAUCGUCACUGGGGAAAGCGGCACGGUCGGAGCGAUGGGCGACGACGGCGGUCCAACCGCGACGGCGAUCAAGCGACGCUGCAACGACGCUGCCGUCGCCGUCGGCGGUAGCAACGAGUCCGCGUGGACGACGACGCCGCGCCGGGGCACGGACGCGCCGAGCGACCACGAGAGCGGGGACGCCCGCGUGUUCCCCGCGGUCGCGGACUACGAUCCCACCGGGUGUGGGACGACUGAUCAGCGCGUGAUCGACGCAUUUAUUAGAGGCGCAAGAGCGGCCGAUGAAGAUCGACGCAAGUCGUCUCUAGUAAGCACCGACGCGCUUGCCAAACUGUACUCCUCUGCGGCAGCUAUGGACGGUCAGUCACGUCUCGGAAAGGAGUCAUGUUCCUGUGAUAAUACAGCUGACUACAAAGCUAAACGAGAUAUGUUUAGAGAGGAGCUGCAGAAGGCUAUGAACUUCCAAAAUCUGUGGACAGAAUUGCGGCAGUACAUACGUACCGACUUUAACGUCGCUCUAGAAACGGCUCAUAUAUUUGAGUCGCUGCAAUCUCGUGACAGAUACACCACGGAUAUGCACAACACUGUUAUCCAAUUAUGCAAAAGAGAUUCCCAUCAACUUUUCAUGAGAUUAGUGAGCCAGGCGCAAGAGUUUGUGAUAGAAGUAAAAAUCCGUUUAUUCGCUCUUCUACACGAUCGUAGCGUGAAUUUAGCUGAAAUUUUUCUCACUGGUCUCUUGAAUGACUACGACGCUCUCGUAUCGACAGCACUUUUAAUUUCUGAAUUAGUAAAACCGUUAAAGAAGUGCCUCAACUUUAAUUUGACGUGGGACUGCUUCAUCAAAAAGUUAUAUCAGAUUUAUGUAUAUAAUGACGCUUUAGUGCAAAACAAUUUACCUACAUUUAUUGGCCAGCUGAGGAAACUUCUGCCGUUGAAAGGUUCCAAAUAUCAAGCUCUUGUUCAUAGAUAUUUAUCUUUCGACGAUGAGAUGACGAGAAUCGGUAAUUUGUGGCCUGAAACAGAGCCAUGGAUGGAUAAAUAUAAUGCAGAACAAGCCGUUCGUAUGACGAGACUUAGACAAAUUAGAGAAGCUUGGGAAUUGUUCACGGCAACACGUAAAUUUAUGGAGCGCAGCAUGUUAAACAAAACAUCUGAUAUCGGAAAUGAAAUGCAAGAGAUCCACGGACAGUUUUCGUCGCUCAUCGCACAUACAUCUGGAAGCGACAGUCCACCUCUAAGUCCCGUAUUGGACUUUAGUUCGGAUUCCAUAGCUAUGCCAUCGAGCAUAGAAAUAGUUCAAAUAUUGUUAGAUGAUUGGAAUAAAGCUCAGCAUCAAAAGUUAGCGGACAUAGCCGGAGCAUUGACCGCAACCGAGGUGGAUGCCGCUGGACAAGGUGAUUCUAACUGUUAUGAUUAUACACGUGCAACGUGUCAGUUGGCGCAAUACGCUAUCAGAUCGGUGAGGACUCACAGUGACAUCUCUGGCGAUACGGAGAAUGGGCUUGAGAAUGGAAAAGGAUGCGAAUGUUAUACAUGCAAUGAAACUGGAAUAGACCAUACGGAUACACAUAAAGACAAAAAUGUCGAAAAGGACGAGAUAAAUUCUUUUCCAUCCCUUAGUAAUGGGUUUCCAGAAAUACCUGAAAGUUGUACAGCGACGCAAGUUAAGAAGAAACUAGAUAAUUUGAAUGACGAGGACAAAAAGAAGAAAGAGCCAGGUACGGCUUGUGAUACUUUGCACAAAUAUACCGCCUCGAAAACACCCGAGUCGGAACCUUGUUUGUGUGUUUAUCAACACGCGCAAGAAAUAGCGGAAAGGAAAAAGGAAAUUCUAGAAAGUCCGCCCUGUCCUUGUCUGUUGAAUUCGAAACGCAAGUGGGACAUAUGCCCUUGCUUGCCUAAAUCCAUACCUGAAACGGUCGUACCGAAUGGUCGUCCCAAAGCGACGUCACCGACUUCCGUUACAAAGGCUAAUCCAGAGCCGAGCCAAAAGCCUGCUGUAAAGACUGGUUCCACGCAAUCUGCCCAAACCCAAACCCAAACGAGGCAUUCUACAACGCAAACUCACAAUCACAGCAUGCAUCAGGGUAGGUGUAACACUCAUUCGCACGCCCACGGACCGCUGCCGGAUCUGACGAAAAGCACAGGUCCAUGCUCUCACCCCAGACUUCGUCCACUUAAUCAUACACCGCAUGCGUGCCACAAGCAAGCCAACGUCGAACAUAUCAAGAGAAUGUCGUGUAACGAUUUGAGUUCAGGAGAUGGAGACUGUUCGGAUUCAGGGAGCAGUCAAGGGGACUCGUGCUCCACUAGUAGCUCCGCGCAGAGAGAUGCCAAUGUGAGACACUGUGACUGUUGCUACUGUGAGGUCUUUGGUCACGGGAUGCCGUCGGUCGCGCCGGUGAGUCGAAACUAUAAGGAAAUGCGGGAACGAUUGCGACAACUUCUGACGAAGAAAAAGGCGAAAAAGUGCAAGACCGUCGCAGCUGGUUGCAGCCCGCAGAAAAGUCCGUCGGAAUCGUCGAUUCCUAACGCCAACUCCGAAGCCAAAACCGCGACAAAUUCGAUUCUUAGAUCGAAUACUCCAAUUUCGACGAUGUCCACGGUCCAAUACGAUCAACGAGAUCAGCGAGAUUUGGAGGAAUUGUUAGAGUUCAUCGAAGGUAAUCAAAGCGGGAAGAAAGACAACAAGAAGGCCGAAAAGAAAGCGAGGCAGAAACAACGAAAGCUUGAAGAAAAAUUAAAAAAGGACAGACAAGAAGCAGAGAGACAAAAGUUAAUAGAAUUACAAAAAAAGACACCAGAGGUGACGAUCACUGUUGUCGACCCUCAAAAGCCCAUACCUCAAAGAUUAUUGCCUCAAUGUAAUUUACCGGAAGUUUCCAUUUUACCAACGUCGCCACCGGUAUCUGUACCCACGAUAAAACAGUUGAACAAUAGAAAGAAAGAUAAGCAAGAAGUUUGUAGCAAUAAUAGUAAUAACUGCGGCAGUAAUAGUAUUACUAAUUUGAGUAACAAGACGAAGACUGCGAAUUCAAACGCAAAAAAUAAGAGUAUUAAUAGCACGGAAAAGUGUGAAGUGCGGAAUACGAAUUCUAGCCAAGGGAAUAAGAAUAACGCGAAAAAUGAUAAAGUUGAUAGCAAUAAAGGCGGUAAGCCACCAGCAAGUAUUAAUAAUAUUACGUGUACGAAAAACAGUUCGAGUAAUAAUGCAAGUAAGUUAGCCAACGUCGAUUUACUCGAUAAGAAGUUGACGAAGAAGGAGAGGAAAAAAUUAAAGAAGGAAAUGCAGAAAUUGGAAGAGACGAAGGCAAGGGAGACCGAAAGUGCAGCACAUACAGAAUCUCAACCGCAAAUAGUUACUAUUAGGAGAGAAAUAAAUUCGAGCAGUGCUGAACCUACAGUCACGAUCACGCUGAAAGGCCAAACCCCGGCCGAGGAUAAGGUUUUAUUUACGUUGGUGAAUGGACAGACUAAAGAACCUUCUCACAAGUCGGAGCAAGAACAAAACCAAAGUAACAGUAGAAAAAAGAAAAAGGUCAAAGCGAUUAACAAUAGUAAUCCCUUGCAACAGGGAAAUAAGUUACAGCAAUCGAAUAAUUCGAAGCAACAGACUCAAACUAAAGCCAACGACGGUAAGAAUUUGAAGCAACAAGCGAAUAACGACAAGUCGAAAAGUGGUAAACAGAUGGACGAGAGGAAAGUCCAACAGCAGAGCGUCAACGAGGUCAAAAGUUCUAAAUCGAAGAAAGAUAAAAGAAAUACAGAGAACAAGGAGAACGUGUUGCAACAGCAAAAUACAGUGAACAAGGGUAAGAAUCAACAAAACGCGACUAACAAGAAGCAGAAUAAAGCGAGUACUCCUCCUCAGACGCCGGUGUCGCAGAAGCAGCAGCAGCAGCAGCAGCAGCAGCAGCAGAACCAGAUUAUAAGCGAAUCCGCGAUUAGUAAGAAAGCAAAGAAGCAGCAACAGCAGCAACAAGAUAAAAAUCCACAAUCGAACACCAGUAAAAGCAAUAAAAGUAAUAAUAACGCGAAUAAUAAGAGCGUAUCGAGUAAGAGCGAUUCUCAAAAGAGUACUAAUGUAAAUAAAACGAAUCAAACUACCGUAAGUAAGCAACGUGCGCCCACGGAGGUCCAAAAUACGUGUUCCGAACGAGUUGGUUCGCCGUCGCUUAGUAGCCAGUUUAAGGAUAUCGGGCCGAACUCCAAGAUCAACAUCGAAAAUCUCAAGUUACCUCCGGGCAUCACGAUCACGAAGGUUGACGCACCACCGAAACCGCUUCCAAUCAAAACGGCUCCUUUGCCGAAACCAGUGAAUCCGCCCAAGCAAACUACUAUCAUCGCCGCGCCGAUGAGCGGCGUUCAGUCGAGCUACGCGAGUCCGCAGGCAGGUGGAAAUGUCAUAGUGGUGGACACGGGCAAGCUCAAGCAAGAUCUACUGCCAAAAGCCAAUGAGAAAGAUUCUCAGCCUCAAAAUACGACUACCGGUAAAAAGAAGAAGAAGAAAAAUAAGAAUUCAGCCAAUUCGGGCAACACGGCAGCCCCGUCGCCGGUGCAAAAUAGCGACACGUUCGUGAGCGACCACGCGAUAGACGAGCCGGCGAGGAUACUGCACAACCCCGGGACGAACAUGGUGACCAUCAGGAACCCGUCGUUCGGACCGAUGAAGGUGCCGCCGACGCAACAGGCUGCGAUCAUUAAAGUUUCGGAGAACGGCAUGGUGACGAUCCGAAGUCCGGCUUUGCAGCAGGCGAUCAAUGCGGGCUUGACGUCACCACCUAAGCCGGAUUACAUAGUCAAGGGCGAUCUAUCGUCGGCGGGCAGAACGACGACGACCGAUUGCGGUCAGCUGAGCGUGAAACACGCGAACGGCGUCAUAUCGUCGAGCCUGGCGGAAUUGCGCAGCCGAUUGAGCGCGCAGCCGGAUUGCGCGUCGUCCUUGUCCGAGCUCGCCAACAUCCAGAUCAGCCAGAUGACGAAUGGCCAACCGAUACCGGAGAACGGCAUCAAUCUCAAGGGUACCAGCGUAACCCUGACGAAGGUGAGACCCGAGAUAACGGGGAAUAUGGAGGACGCGCGGCAGGUAUCGGCAAAAUGCGCCGCGGCGAAGGAAGCGGCGAUGAACGCCGCCUCGGCCAACAACAACAGUGGCGGCGGCGGUGGCGGCGGAAAGAGCAAGAAAAAGAAAAAACGCGGAAGCGGCACGGGGCAGUGCGGAGAUGACUUGGACCUCGUUGAGGUAUUCACGCCCAAAGCUAUAGAGAACGACGAGGAGAUGGACGAUGAUGAACGCGAGCUGGAGGCCUUCAAGCGGUUCUGCCUGCAAUCGGUGCCGCCGCUGCACAAGGAGAAGGUCAAUCUGAAUAUCAAGGACAUCGUGCUGAAGAAGAAAUCAUCGUCGUCCUCGUCGUCAUCGUCCUCAUCAACGUCGUCGUCAUCUUCGUCGUCGUCGUCGUCGUCAUCGUCGGCGGCGGCGGCGGCAGCAGCGACCGCUGUAAUAGCGGCCAAUUGAUUUGUAUAAUGAUUCGCAUAAUGACUCGCAUAAUUCUGCGUUUACCAUCCGCAUGCUCUCUGGCACGCGAUUACUGCCAUUUUUCGGUGAUCCGACGCGCGGUCUAGAAUGCGAUUGCAUCGCAAACGACUCGCGUGUUUUUGUCGACAUCGUCGUCGUCAUCGAUUCCAGGUUUUUACAGAAAGACAAGUAUGUAAUGCCUUUGUAGAUGAAUAUUUAAAUGUUAGCGUUAUUAGAGCGAAGAAACGGAGGGUAUAGGAGCUCUGACGACGGAAUGAUCGUAUAACGAUCGGACGGCGUCAUUGUAUAUGUAUAUCGUUAAAUGUAAUUAGGGAUGUAAGUUUUUCCUCACGGAACGACGAAGUUUCUCUCGCGAGAAGCGUCGUUUCGAAGCGUCGUCCUCCUGGAGGGGGUCAACGGCACACUUGUAAAAAUUCGAUCUCGCCGGACACUUUAGGGAUAUAAGGCACGGUUGUAAAGUUUAAAUGCGACAAUGUUCUCGCAGCUCUGCGAGGUCUCGCACCGGCGAAGGUCAGAGAACUCUUGCGCGACUCGACGCAGAUACACACACACGGAUGUGCGUGAUGAUAGACGGAUGGACGUAGACAUUGUCCUCUUCCUUUCUUUUCUUUUUUUUUCCCCGCGAUAAAAGUAGUUGCGCGUUUCUAUCUACUUAGAGCGUCUAUGUAUCAUCUUUAUGUGUCUCUGUAUCUACAAUUCUAUAUUCUCCUUGUAGGAGUAGCCUGUAAUCGUAUAAGUAGUCUAUACACUAGCAUAGGACGCACACCGAAAAGGUUUAUAUAUAUAUACAUAAAUUAUAUAUAUAAAAUUCAAAUGUACGUCACAAUGUUUCUUAUUGUAUUGUAAUUAAAGUACUUUUUUAUACGGUAAA
This is a messenger RNA of Temnothorax curvispinosus, 6789 nucleotides long. RefSeq lists its product as uncharacterized. The transcript has 18 exons. The record is from RefSeq and is a predicted model, not a curated record. Gene Ontology annotation, cellular component: nucleus; cytoplasm. The coding region runs from base 21 to 5897 and encodes 1958 amino acids. NCBI's taxonomy places the organism in Eukaryota, Metazoa, Arthropoda, Insecta, Hymenoptera, Formicidae.